Messenger RNA from Coffea eugenioides, 1458 nucleotides. Its product is annotated as aluminum-activated malate transporter 2-like. The transcript is spliced from 6 exons. Bases 1 to 1458 code for a protein of 485 amino acids. Gene Ontology annotation, cellular component: plant-type vacuole membrane. The record is from RefSeq and is a predicted model, not a curated record. Lineage: Eukaryota; Viridiplantae; Streptophyta; Magnoliopsida; Gentianales; Rubiaceae. Gene Ontology annotation, biological process: malate transport.
AUGGAAAUGGGGUCUGGAAACAACGAGAAAGCCGGCAUUUUGACGAGGGGAUGGCGGUGGGUGAAGGAUUUACCUAAGAAUUCAUUUGCAAAAGGUGUAGAAAUUGCUAGACAAACAAAGAAGAUUGGCCAAGAUGACCCUAGAAGAGUGAUCCAUUCCCUUAAACUAGGACUAGCACUCACAUUAGUUUCAUUGUUCUACUACUUUCAGCCACUUUACAAAAAUUUUGGUGUCUCCGCAAUGUGGGCUGUGAUGACCGUAGUGGUUGUUUUUGAAUUCUCUGUAGGUGCAACAAUCGGCAAAGGAUUAAAUAGAGGACUAGCAACGUUUAUAGCUGGUGCUUUAGGUGUUGGAGCACAUUACUUGGCCAGCAUGACAGGGAAAGUAGGCGAGCCGAUAUUCAUUGGGCUAUUUGUGUUCCUCCAAGCUGCUGUAACUACAUUUAUUCGAUUCUUUCCCAAAGUGAAGGCCAGAUAUGACUACGGAUUGGUGAUUUUCAUCUUGACAUUCAGUCUUGUGUCCAUAUCCGGCUUUCGAACUGAUGAAAUACUUGAUUUGGCGCAUAAAAGAUUAUCUACCAUAUUUGUUGGUGCGUCCACCUGUGUGAUUGUUUCGAUUUUCGUUUGUCCUGUAUGGGCCGGUGAAGAUCUUCACAAUCUCGUAGCUGAUCAUCUUGAGAAACUUGGAAAUUUCUUAGAAGGCUUUGGAGAAGAAUACUUUGCAGGAUCAGUGGAGGCAGAGUUUAAGGAUAACAAGUCUUUUCUGGUUGGCUAUAAAAGUGUUCUUAAUUCCAAAACCACUGAAGAAAACCAAGCUAAUUUGGCAAGAUGGGAACCCGGUCAUGGAAAGUUCAUGUAUCUCCAUCCCUGGGAGCAGUACCUGAAAAUUGGAGCUCUGACUCGAAAAUGUGCCUGCAGAAUUGAAGCUCUUAACAGCUACCUGAAUUCUGAGAUCAAAGCACCAGAAGAGGUCUUUCAGAAAGUCCAGGAGAUAUGUACAAUAAUGAGCAAAGAAUCAGGUCAAGCACUCAAAGAAUUGUCAUUGGCAAUCAGAACAAUGACAAAGCCAUCCUCUCCUAAUCGUCACAUUGUAAACUCGACAACAGCAGCCCAGAACCUCGAAUCCUUACUCAAGUCAGGCUCAUGGGAAGGCAUUAACCUUCGACAGCUAAUAUCAGUAGCAGCAGUUGCAUCUCUGUUAAUUGAUAUAGUCAUCUCUGUGGAGGAUAUUGCUGAGUCUGUUACUGAGCUUGCAACACUUGCAAAAUUCCAGAGUCCAGAACUGAAUGUCCCAGAAAGCAAAAUACCAUCAAAUGCAGGCAUCAGUACUAAACAGCUUCAAGUCCAAGAUUGUCCUCGUGUCAUUAUUUCCAUUAAUCUAACUCCAGCCACUCAUGAAGUCCACCAAUCCCAGUUUCAAGAUUCGAAUCAAGAAGCCAAGCAAAAUGUCCAAGUGUAA